AUGCCCGAUCUAAUGACGUUCAGGCCACCAGAACACUUCGAGUUUGAACCACCCGAUUAUGACUCGAAAAGCCAACUCUUCACUUUAUGUGUCCAUUUUAGGGGACAUUUCCAUAGUAAUGGUGGAGAAAAGAAGUACAUCGGUGGGGCAGCUUACAAGUUCGACUUUGUCCGAGAAGGUCUGAUGUCUUUAGAAGCACUUUACAGGCUGGCAAUUAGAGAGAAAAUGGAGGGGACCAUUACUUACUGGGGAAAAUCUGAGGUAGGUCUCAUUACUGAAAUAAAAAAUGAUGGGGAAUUACUUGUUUCCAUUAAAAGAGCUAUAAAUGGUUCUAGAGAGCUCUUUAUUUAUUUUGAUAAUGGGGCUAAGUGCAUCACAUGUGAUGAAGACUCUAAUGAUUGGAAGAUAGAUGAUGAAUCAUUGGCAAAUUAUGACUAUGAGGCUGAGUUGGGAUUUAAGGUUAGUGGGCAGUGUGAAAGAAAUGAUUCUGAAGCUGAGGUUGGAGUGAAGGCUAGUGGGCAGUGUGAAAGAAAGGAUUCUGAAGAUGAGGUUGGAGUGAAGGCUAGUGGGCAGUGUGAAUACAGGGGCUCUGAGCAUGAAUUGGAAGGUAAAGAUGAUGAGGGAGAUGGUAGUGUUGAGAGUGUUAAUAGUGAUAAUAGUGAAGACCUUGACUUUGAGAUUAGUGGAAAAGAAUGUGAUAAUGAGGAUGAUGAUCUUAUUUUCAAUGAACAUAUAGACUCUGAUGUGGAGUGGUGUGAUCACAAUACAUCAAUCCCUAUUGGACCUGCUGAAGAAGAUGAUGAAUUGGGUGAUACAGAUGUGGUGGAAAAGGAAGACAUAAGUCAUCCCCCAAUGGACCAACUUCAGGGCUUAGAGUAUUGUAUUGAUUCUAACCCUUCUUGGGGGGAGGCUAUAGCACUUGGAUUUCAGCAUUAUAUAUUGGCAUUAGGGACUGCUGUGAUGAUUCCUUCAUUUCUUGUUCCUUUAAUGGGUGGAAAUGACGAUGAUAAAGUGAGGGUAGUUCAGACUUUGUUGUUCAUAGGAGGAAUAAACACAUUGCUGCAAACAUUGUUCGGGACUCGAUUGCCGACUGUUAUUGGAGGUUCGUGGGCUUUCAUGGUGCCUAUAAUCUCGAUAAUUCACGAUCCAUCCCUGGAAAGAAUUACGAACCCUCAUAUGAGAUUUUUGAGUACAAUGCGGGCAAUACAAGGUGCACUUAUAGUAGCAUCGAGCGUGCAGAUUAUUCUGGGCUAUAGUCAGCUGUGGGCUAUAUGUUCCAGGUUUUUCAGUCCACUUGGGAUGGUCCCAGUAAUUUCACUAGUGGGUUUUGGUUUGCUUGAUAAGGGCUUUUCAAUUGUCGGAGGAUGUGUAGAAAUCGGCAUUCCAAUGUUCAUCUUAUUCGUUGCCUUCUCUCAGUACUUGAAGCACUUCCAAAUGAAGAAAAUUCCCAUACUCGAGAGAUUUGCACUUCUACUAUCAGUGACAGUAAUAUGGGCUUAUGCACACUUAUUGACAGCAAGUGGCGCUUAUAGGCACCGUCCCGAGUUGACUCAAAUCCAUUGCAGAACUGAUAGAGCAAAUCUCAUAUCUUCCGCUCCAUGGAUCAAAAUCCCGUAUCCGCUUCAGUGGGGUGCACCUACUUUUGACGCUGGCCAUGCGUUUGGAAUGAUGUCUGCUGUAUUAGUCUCCUUAAUUGAGUCAACUGGAGCAUAUAAAGCGGCAUCUCGUUUGGCUAGUGCCACACCGCCUCCAGCACAUGUCCUCAGCCGUGGAAUCGGGUGGCAGCAGGGGAUCGGCAUAUUGUUAGGCGGCUUGUUUGGUACGGCUACUGGAUCAACAGUCUCAGUGGAAAACAUUGGUCUUCUUGGAAGCACUCGAGUUGGCAGUAGGCGAGUAAUCCAGAUAUCAGCUGGUUUUAUGAUCUUCUUCUCAAUGUUAGGGAAAUUCGGAGCAUUAUUUGCAUCCAUACCCUUUGCGAUAUUUGCAGCUGUGUAUUGCGUAAUGUUUGGCCUUGUUGCUUCGGUUGGGCUAUCGUUUUUGCAGUUUACAAACAUGAACUCAAUGAGGAAUCUUUUUAUAACGGGCGUGUCCUUAUUUCUCGGCUUCUCGAUUCCUGAGUACUUCAGGGAGUACACAAGUGCUUCUCUUCAUGCUCCUUCACACACCAAAGCUGGUUGGUUCAACGAUUUUUUGAACACGAUAUUCAUGUCAUCUCCAACAGUAGCCUUAAUAGUGGCAGUGUUUUUGGACAACACGCUCGACUAUAAAGACAGUGCAAAGGACAGAGGUAUGCCGUGGUGGGUUAAGUUUCGGACAUUCAAAGGAGAUAGUCGAAAUGAAGAGUUUUACACUCUCCCUUUUAACCUCAACCGUUUUUUCCCUCCAUCCUAA
This is a messenger RNA of Striga hermonthica, 2391 nucleotides long. Lineage: Eukaryota; Viridiplantae; Streptophyta; Magnoliopsida; Lamiales; Orobanchaceae. The record is from the annotation of a GenBank genome assembly.